GUGGAGUCCUACAGCUCGUUCUGUGGUGGACUUCCUGCUCCUGAGUGUUCAGACAAUCCUCUCCGUUAUAAGUUCAGCUGGAGUCCGUACGGCGUUCUGCUCAACACCAUCAGCCCCGCCAUCUUCCUCAAAGACGGAGAGGUGGUGAGCAUCCCAGCCGGCGGCGCUCUGAUGGACUCGACGUCACCGAUGGAUUUCCUUCCCGGUUUCAACCUGGAAGGAUUCCCGAACCGCGACAGCACGAAGUACGCAGAGCCGUACGGGAUUCAGACGGCUCACACUCUGAUCAGAGGAACGCUGCGCUUCAAGGGAUUCUCCAAGGCCAUGAGCGGGUUCCUGAAGGUGGGACUGAUCAACAGCGAGCCGUGUCCCGCCCUGCAGAGCACAGCGUCUCCUGUUUCCUGGAAGGAGCUCCUCUGCCAGCAGAUGGGAUUGUCCUCUUCCAUGUCUCAGGAGGCUUUUGAAGAAGCCGUGUACGAACGCAUCGAAAAGGACGAUUCAAGGAUGGAUUCCCUGAGAUG
Scomber japonicus (chub mackerel) is the source of this 521-nucleotide messenger RNA. RefSeq names its product alpha-aminoadipic semialdehyde synthase, mitochondrial-like. The annotation marks the transcript as partial. Gene Ontology annotation, molecular function: saccharopine dehydrogenase activity. The record is from RefSeq and is a predicted model, not a curated record. NCBI's taxonomy places the organism in Eukaryota, Metazoa, Chordata, Actinopteri, Scombriformes, Scombridae. Gene Ontology annotation, cellular component: cytoplasm. The transcript has 4 exons.